Messenger RNA from Trichomonas vaginalis G3, 276 nucleotides. RefSeq lists its product as uncharacterized. The record is from RefSeq and is a predicted model, not a curated record. Lineage: Eukaryota; Parabasalia; Trichomonadida; Trichomonadidae. Bases 1 to 276 code for a protein of 91 amino acids. The transcript has a single exon.
AUGGAAGAUGACAGGCUUUCAGUCUCUUCCCUAAGGUCGACCGAUUCGACUCGUACCACAGAUUCGGUCAAAGACAGAGACGACUACCUCAAGCAGUCUGAGAGACUCUUCAUCCUACAACCAUUUACAGUUGGAGCUCUCAAGAACAUGCGCAAUUACGAAGGUCAGACACCAGCUGGAGACCGCAAAACAGACGUACUCGCAAGAGCAGUCCAACUGGUCAAGACAAAGACUGAGAUAGUCGACUUCAUUCUUGCAGCUUGCCCAUACAAGUAA